AUGGCAGAUAAACAAAAGGCUUCCCCUAACGUUGCCCAAGGUGAAGAUAAGAACGACGGAGGAUUACAGUCAUUACCAAUCAGAGCAUAUCUUGAUUAAACAGUGGUUCCCAUCCUCUUACAGGCUCUCUCAGAAGUCGCCAAGGAAAGACCUGCAAACCCUGUUGAGUUUGUAGCUAACUACUUGCUUUAGCAUAAUCCAGAUAAAAAGUGA
Stylonychia lemnae is the source of this 213-nucleotide messenger RNA. NCBI's taxonomy places the organism in Eukaryota, Ciliophora, Spirotrichea, Sporadotrichida, Oxytrichidae. The record is from the annotation of a GenBank genome assembly.